Messenger RNA from Siniperca chuatsi (mandarin fish), 1352 nucleotides. RefSeq names its product BCL2 associated athanogene 2 (gene bag2). Bases 173 to 799 code for a protein of 208 amino acids. Gene Ontology annotation, molecular function: protein-folding chaperone binding; adenyl-nucleotide exchange factor activity. Lineage: Eukaryota; Metazoa; Chordata; Actinopteri; Centrarchiformes; Sinipercidae. Gene Ontology annotation, biological process: protein stabilization. The record is from RefSeq and is a predicted model, not a curated record. The transcript is spliced from 3 exons.
CGAGUGAAGGAAGUUGCAGCCCAUGUUAGGAAAUGUUCUCUCCGUGGGCUGCAGCAGCCGGAGGAGCUACAGUCAGCUGGACAGCUCGGAGUGUUGAUCGCACACGGGAAGGAUUUCUCUCCGGGACGGAUAAUAAUAAUAAUAAUAAUCAUCAUCAUCAUCAUUCGCCAUUAUGGCUCAAGCUAAAAUACAGGCAAAAAUGAACGAAGUUCCCUGCGCCAAGUUCAGCAGGACCCUGUCUAUGGCAGAUCGCUCCGGACGACUCCUGGAAAGUUUGGAUCAGCUGGAAAUGAGGGUGGAGACUUUACGCGAAGCAGCAUCGGCCAUGGAGCAGGAAAGGGAGGGCAUCUUGGAAAUGAUUCAGUCCAUACAGAACGGACAAGAAAUGCGUAACAUCUGUGCUGGGGAGAGAGAAGAGUUAGAGUUAACUGCAAACCGUCUAAUGGGCCGUACGCUGUCCGUGGAGAUCUCUGUAGGCACAAUCAGAAACUCCCAGCAGGAGGAGGCGCUGCGCAGGGCCACGUCCAUCAUCGAUGAAAUGGUGAAGAAGUUACUGGACGACAUGGAGAGCGGCCGGCAGCGGCUGCUGGCCCUGCACGCAGCCUGUGUGACUGAGGCCCCGCCCGUCCCCAUCGACCAGAAGUUUCAGGCCAUAGUGAUCAGCUGUGCCCUGGAGGACCAGAAGAAGAUCAAGCGGAGGCUGGAGACUUUGUUGAGGAACGUUGAAAAUGCUGAGAAGAACAUCAAGAUCAUGGAUCACCAAAAACUGGAGGACCCAAAAGCCAAUGGCUGUCAUUAAGACUCCUCACCAAAACAUAAAAUGUCUUUAAUGCCACUAACCUCACAAAGAACUGUUGUAAUCCUGUACUAACUUUUAGAAGGACUCUGCAUGUAGCUGUGAAUGAGUCCUUUACAGUAAUACUGAACCUUAGGGCCUUCAUUUACAGUGAUUUCUCACAUUUUACCCUCAAAUUAUUGUCAUUUUCACUAACCUAUCAAUAUGGAUGGUUUAAUGUGUAUACCAGUACACAAUGUGUGUUCACAUGUGCACUUAAGUAGACAGAAAAAGAUACAAUGGAAUAGUGCUCCAUAGCAGGUUUGGUCAGUUUAUUGGAAAACCCAGUGCUUGACAAACAAUGAAUCCAAUGCUGAAGUAUCUUUUUUCUCUUUCAUUGUCUCACCUUUCUAAAUCAGGCACUUGGUAAGGAUUUUGGAUGUGCAUACACUACCUCUUUGUAUGAAGGCAACACAAAUCACAUUAAGCUGUGGAUUUUACUUCAUGUUUGCACAAAGCAGUUUUUAUGUCAGAUCAUGUGUCCAAAAAGUAAAUAAAAAAACACACUGUCUAAUAA